AUGCCCGAAAACGACGCGAGCUCUUCCGACACCGACGACUGCAAUGCCGAAUCCUCAAGAAUGCAAGAAUCCGACGCGAGUUCUUCCGAAACCGAGGACGUCCCUCAACCCGCUCCAGUCGCCAAGAAAAGCGCGUCAGUGGCACAAUCCACACCAGCUGCCGCUGCGCGAACUGUCAAAAGCCUGCCAGCACGAGUGUCUGGACAGGCGGUUCCACCGCAGACGCAGAAGACGCGACCUGCGAACGUAAAUGGGGCGCCAGCAACGCCCUCUCAGCAGAACGGCGCGUCAGCGAUCAAACCACCCGCGAAUGGCAACAGCACGCCGAAUAAACCAGCCGUGAAUGGCGGCACCUCUGCUCAAAACGACAGUGUUGGUCUUUCAAACGCACAGCUGUCCCAAGGUAGACGACAGAUGUUGGACUUAGUCAAUAGGUUGCAUAGUACCGGUGUGCAAGUUGACAUCGACCUUCCGCAAAUAGCCGUCAUAGGUUCCCAAAGUGCGGGGAAAUCCUCUCUAAUCGAGUCCAUCUCAGGUAUAACCCUCCCACGCGCAGCUGGCACCUGCACCCGCUGCCCAACCGAAUGUCGACUCUCCCGCGCCUCAACACCCUGGCAAUGCACCGUCUCCCUCCGCUUCAUAACCGACAACAAAGGCCAACCGCUCGGUCAAGCCCGUAACGAAGUUUUCGGUUCUACGAUAUAUGAUAAAGCGGAAGUAGAGGGCCGCAUUCGGCGUGCUCAACGCGCGAUUUUGAAUCCUAAGAAAUCACGCAAGACUUUUUUGUUGGAGGGAGACGAGGAGGAAGAGGGAGAGGGGAAGGGUAAAGGGGAAGAGUUGAGCUUUUCGAUGAAUUGUGUUUCGUUGCAGAUUAGUGGGCCGGAUGUUGCGGAUUUGUCGUUUUGCGAUUUACCCGGGUUGAUUGCGAGUGUGAGUAGCACACACGGACAUGCGAAUGAUAUUUCUCUCGUGGAGAGCCUCGUCACGUCGUACAUCAAGAAACCAAGCUGUAUUAUUCUUUUAACGGUUGCUUGUGAAACCGACUUUGAGAAUCAAGGUGCCCACCGGCUCGCAAAGCAAUACGACCCAGAAGGCCGUCGUACCAUCGGCGUCCUAACCAAACCCGACCGCAUUCCACUAGGCGAAGAAUCCAAUUGGCUCCCCUUCAUCCGUAACGAAAAAGAAACCCUCGAAAACAACUGGUACUGCGUCAAACAACCUUCUUCCAACGACUUGAAACACCACAUUACCUGGAGCGACGCACGGAAAAGGGAAGAUGAUUUUUUCAGUAUGACGGAGCCUUGGUGUGGGCUUGAUAGUGUUUAUCAACGGUAUUUGAGGACGGGGAAUUUGGUGGAGAGGUUGAGUUCGCUUUUGAGUGAUUUGAUUGCUAAGAGACUCCCAAAAAUCCAAGACGAACUCGAAAAAUCCAUUCACAAAGCCCAAUCCUCGCUCUCCCUCCUACCCAAAGCGCCCUCCUCGGACCCACGCAAUGAGAUUCUUUCCCUCCUGCAUGAAUUUAUGACGGACGUUUCGAGGCAUGUGGAAGGUGUGCCCGAUGAGGAUGGGUUGUUGCAGGCUAUCCGACCUGCGCAGGAGAGGUUUAGGAGGGCUGUUAGGGGGACUGCGCCGAGGUUUAGACCUUUUGAGAGGAAAUUUAGGGGGGAGAGGGGGUUGAAGCCUGCUGCGUUUUUGAGUUUUGAGGAGGGGGAGGGGGAUGUUGAAGAGGAUGAGGAUGAGGAUGAUGGGGAGCAAAUGGUACAGACAACGGAGGGGACUGGGGAGGGACGGAAGAGGAAGCAUGGGGAUGUGGUUGGUCAUGAUGCUAUUUAUAUUGAUGAGGUUUAUGAGCGUGCGCAUCGAGAGUUACCGGGCAACUACCCCUUUGUCGUGCAAUCUUCCUUUAUCAACAGUAUUAUCAAGGAAUGGCGCGAGCCUGCUAUUAUUCUGUGCAAGACUAUUCAUGCGACGAUUAUGGAACAUUGUAAGAAGCUUGUUAAGGCCCAUUUUGGAGAGUUUGGGCAGGGGGCGUUGGAGCAGCGCGUCAAAGCAAUCAUCCAAAAACACAUAAACGACUGCCUCCAGCGCACAGAAGACAAAGUCGACUGGCUCCUCGAACUCGAAGACAAGCCCUUUUCGCUGAACAACCAUUAUUUGGCGGAUUACAAGGCCAAGUUCUUGUCGUACUACAAAGGGGCUCGGGAGAGGGACGAACAGUCCGCGUUGAUGAAGGCUAUUCAGGCGUACAACAACACUUCUUCCUCCAACUCGAACUCGAACUCGUUUUCUUUUUCGUCAACGCCCGGAAACGGGUUCAGCUUCGCAGCGCCAGCAGCAGCAACAGCCGACCCCUUCCCACCACUCCAAUCUUCCUUUGCACCACCGGCGCAAACGGGGAUGGCGAAAGUUCUGGCGGGGUUGGCGGAGCUUGGGGUGGUGGGUGUGAAGCCGGAGGAUAUACCGAAGCUCUUGCCGCCUGAUAAGAUGGAGCCUGCGUUGGUGAUUAUGGCGGAUGUCAGGGCUUAUUUCCAGGUGGCAUACAAACGGUUCGUGGACAACGUCCCACUGGCGAUUGACCAUGAGCUCGUGCGUGGUGUUGAGCGUGGGUUGUUGAGCACGCUGUAUACGAGCUUGGGCGUGAAUUCGGAGGAUGGGACGCGUAUCUCGAAGGAGCUUGCUCAGGAGAGCUCGGGGGUUGCGCAUAGGAGGGCGGAGUUGGGGAAGAAGCUUGAGAGGUUGAGGAUUGCGAGUGAGGAGUUGUUUAGGAUUGGGGUUUGA
Messenger RNA from Laccaria bicolor S238N-H82, 2778 nucleotides. RefSeq lists its product as uncharacterized. The record is from RefSeq and is a predicted model, not a curated record. The transcript is spliced from 9 exons. NCBI's taxonomy places the organism in Eukaryota, Fungi, Basidiomycota, Agaricomycetes, Agaricales, Hydnangiaceae. Gene Ontology annotation, molecular function: microtubule binding; GTPase activity; GTP binding. Gene Ontology annotation, cellular component: microtubule; cytoplasm; membrane. The coding region runs from base 1 to 2778 and encodes 925 amino acids.